This is a messenger RNA of Haliotis rufescens (red abalone), 6000 nucleotides long. RefSeq names its product UBX domain-containing protein 8-like. Gene Ontology annotation, cellular component: nucleus; endoplasmic reticulum. The transcript is spliced from 7 exons. Lineage: Eukaryota; Metazoa; Mollusca; Gastropoda; Lepetellida; Haliotidae. Bases 94 to 855 code for a protein of 253 amino acids. Gene Ontology annotation, molecular function: ubiquitin binding. The record is from RefSeq and is a predicted model, not a curated record.
UAGACAGUAUACGCUAAAAAGCUAUCGCACGGUGAUGCCAAUGAGCCGUAACGGACGAGUCCAUUGUGGCGAUGUAAACAACAGGAAAGUGACAUGGAGCAAUAUGCUGGGUUGGUGUGCAGAUGGCUGGCACAAGGCUUUCUUGCCUUGGCGACCUUGACCUUCGUCAUUCAGUGGCUUUUACCAAGGGGAAGGAAAUAUUUUCGAUAUCAACAAUCAUCAGAAGAAUCAACAACAGGAAGGGGAGAUAACUCAGAUGAAGAGAGGAAGACCAGAAUGAGGCAGAAGCUACAACAAGAGCAUACACAAAAGGCUAACAGCUACAAGGAACGUAUUCUGGCACCAAGGGAGGAAGCCAAAAGGGUGCAGAAAGAGGAAGAAUUUGAAAAGUUUCUAGGACCAGCCUGGAAAGGUCAAGGUCACUCAUUAGGGGGUGCUGAUAGCAAGGAAUCUGACAGUGCUGGUGUGGGCGGGGAAAGUCCACCCAAUAGGAGUGCAGCACGCCGGAGAAAGCUGCUGGAAGAACCCACAUCAUCACCCGGGGAAGUCAAGACCAAGACAGUGAAAGCUAAACCAGUGAUAAAGCUACCUGAUGAACCAGAAGAAGGGGAGAAAAACUGUGUGAAUGUAAUACUUAGAACUCCUAUUGGGAAACAAUGCAGCAGGAGGUUCCUCCAUACACACACAGUGAAGGUGUUGUUGGACUUCAUGGCGACUCUAGGCUUCAGCCAGACGUACUACACUAUAUCAAUGUCAUAUCCUCGGCUGAAUUUAUCGGAGCACCUCAACAAGACGAUGUGGGAGAUGGGUUUCCAGAGACAAGUGACCUUGAAUGUAGAGGAGAAGGACACAUGAGGCAGUGACAUCUGUAUUUAGUGAACCGCAUUAAACAUUAGUACAUCUUCCUGAGGCAAGGGAGUUAACUGACAUUUAAAGUCCAGUUUCCACCCUUGCCAAACUUUACAAAUCCUGCAAUCGACUGAAAUCUGCACUGCAGUUUACGAACCGGAUGUCGAUUUCAUUUCACGAUUUUGAUUGGAUUAUGCAUACAGGGCGAAACUACCAUUGUAGUAGAAAAGCAGUGUCUUACACUUAGUAAACCUCAAUUUACCAUCUAUGCGGUAAAUUCUUAAUUCUACAGGGUUGAACGUGAUAUUUAUUGUCUAACUUGAAAAUUGUAAUUUUUACACACUUAAGGAUUUUAGUGGUAGAUGGUAAGCAAACUGCACUCACAUAGUUAUAUUUUCAUUAUAUUGACAGGUUGGCUCGCUUUAUAAUAUGAAAAAAUAAAUAACCAUCACCUACUAAGAAUGAACAUGUAAAAACACAAAAAAAGUAAUAUUAUCAAUUUGUUUGUAUGUUCAUAUUUUAUUUGUCAUAAUAGAUGUUUCGUGAAUGAAAGUCGAAAAUGUGUUGGUGGAACACAUAUAUAUAUUACAAAUAAAAAAUCAUAACAAAACAUCACCAAUAUUUGUUACAAAUAAAACGUAACAUAAACAGUCCCAAAAAUGCAAGAAAUAGUGUUUAAGAGCGUCUAAUUUUCUAAAAUGUCUUGGUGAGCAUGCCUCCAAACCCUCCUUGCGAGCCCUCGUAAAAUUGGUUUUGUUACACUUAAAAUCAGCCGAGUUGCACCUCUGGCAUAGACUCCUUAGUUCCAGCCUAGUUCGGCAAGGGUGGAAACUGGACAUUUAUAGUCAGUUAACUCCAUGGCCUACGUACAGCCCUAGGCCCAUAACCACCAUCAGGAAAGUUAUACUACUCAACUUUUGAUAAGGGUCGAAAUAGUCAUCUUUAGUCAAAAGUGUGGUCCAUAGCAACUGUUGAGUAGUAUAUUAAGAUAGCUUUUUAUAUUUUUUUUAUUAUUACAAACACAAGCUCAUUUAUAAACCGAUAUUUGCGAACAUUAUAUAUUAUUAAUCAAAUAUCACUUUUUAUAUCUUGCUCUAUAGCUAUAAUACGUACAUAGUGUGAUGUGACAUGACAUGACAUUGAUCAUAAUUGUUCACUGAUUCUUUUCAAUUAACUCAUCUGAAAUUAAAAAGCAUGCUUUGUAAUGACAGUCCCAUUAGUCCAUGCAGACUUGAUGCCAGGUCGGGUUAUACUCCAUUCCCCUGGGGAACUGUCAUGGAGAGCCUUUUAUCACCAUAGGCUUAUAAACCUACUGGCUGUUUGGAGUUUUUGAAAUUGUGGUAACACCUUGUAGGAGGUAUUACAACGAUUGUAACACCUCGCAGGAGGGUUUACAAUCUCUAGUAAUCCCUCGGAGACAUGGUUUCUCCUACACAAAGAAUGUUAUAGUCUCACCAGUCAAAUGACCUGACAUUGGUGGUAAAACCUCCCGGAAAUAUUUUUUCACAACAAAUCAAUAAUUGAAUUUUAUAUGUCUGGCCUUGACAAGAUAUUUGCAUCUAUUUACAUUGGAAGUGUUGUGUUUAGUUUAACAUCCUCUGUUAGGCAUACGCAACACAUCACACUUCUUGUAGCCCAUUGUGUAGUCUGGCAAGAGAGUUGUCUCCCCUACAUUACAAAUUAGGCGACCACACCAUAACUGGGCUGCGCCAUGAUACAACAUACAGUGAAGGAAAAGUUUUGAUCUAAGAACUAUGGUGUCCUAUGGGCAGGGCCCUAAUUAUUUUAUAUCUUCCGGAUAUUUUGACCUUCUCAGGAAAACAAUGUCCUUUUAAAAACAAGGGAGGUAAUUUCAUUGAUGAGAUUCUCCUUACAAGUGAAGCUAUCAUGUAAUGCAAUGUAUAAACUUUCUUUAGAAUGUUAGGAUCAUGUUCACGAUGAUACCCUUCAUUUUGGAAGGAAAAUAGCUAGUUUAUUAAUCAAAAGUCAAAUGUAUGAUGUUGUCAUUGACCUGAAUGUAAAGUAAGGCAGGAAUGAACAUGGCUAGUUUAUUAAUCAAAAGUCAAAUGGAACAUGUUGUCAUUGACCUGAAUAUAAAGUAAGAUAUAUCAUGUACUCAGUGGAUUACUUAUGUAUAUCAGGUCUCAUUUAGAGUCCUAGUUCAAGGACACGAGUACCCAAUCAGGGGAGAUAACUCAUUGUUGAUUAAUUGUUGGAAGAAUGUCUAAAGGUGAAGCAUAAAAAAUAAUAAGAGUAUAGAAUAAAAGUGGCUACUACAUGUGAAGUAGCGUAUGGUGUAAAUGAAAUGCCAUAAAACCCAACUCACUCAGCCAAUUGUGACUUGCAAAAUUUUGGAGGGAUUUUAAACUGAAGAAAGGAUUGUUCAACAUUGGUUUAUAAAUAUGAAUUAAUGCAAUUACUUCCACAUUAGUUUUUAGACUAGACCAGUGUUUUUUAUGUUUUUUCUGGAGACAGCACACAUUUGCAUAAGUAAAGUAAUAAAAAUAAAUUACAAUGCUGUGUUGAUUAAAAAUACUGGUAUAUUUAUUUUGGGAAUUUAUUUGUUUGUAUUCCUGUUGAUUAAUGCAUAUUUCAAGGUUUUUUUUGGUGGUAAUUACCCUCAAGUCAUAUCGGGCCACCGUUUUGCAUUAUGUUUAUUUUGCCUGCUGAGUGAAAUACAUGUAAGUUUGUUGACAUCACUGUACCAGUUAAUGAAAUGUUUCUUAUUUUAUAUUUUUCUAUCAUGAAUGUGAAUAACUGUGUGUGUGACUGAGAGUAUAUCAGUGUAGUUUUUGUGACAUAUUUGUCAUAUGGUUUAUGUAUAUUACUCAAAAGAAGUUAAAGAACACCAGUAUUUUUCCAGUUGCUAUAGUUAAUCUGUCAUGGCCAUGACAGAUUAACUAAAGUCACUUGCAAAAUUUGGGUGUUCUUUAACUUCUUUUGAGUAGUAUAUGUUGCUGUUGAAAACGUAGUCUGUACAUUUAUUCAUAUCAAAUCAAUGUAGAUACAUCAGGGCCAGAUAUGAAUCAAAUCCAAGCAAAUCAAAACAUUGUUUUGAAAUAACUAUUUUAUAAAACAAAUUCUCACAAGAAAUUGAUCAUAUUUUUGCCUAAAUCCCAGUGACAAGGAAUGUGAUGUCAUUUAUUGUGUUCUGAUGUCAUAGCAUUCAAGAAUGACAUGUGUAUGUGUCACUGUUUAUAGAUUUGCAGUAGUAACUAAGUAUUCAAUGCUUGGAAAGUUUAUCAUUUGAACCCCUGACUUAGAUGGCUGGUUCCAAAUGAAAUUUUGUGCAUUAAAUCCUCAGCAACACCUCAGAUCUGAAAACACUUUGUUAUUUUCCUUAUCUAAUACCACAGUUUCAUUUUCAUUCAUGAGUUUUGAAUACUAAUCAACUUUUGAUAGGGAUAAUCAGAUAUGUCAGAUAUAUUUAUAUAUAAACUUAACCUAUAAUGAGAAUCAUUUUUGUUUCAUGAAAGAUAAAAAUAUCGCAACUAUACACAUUUGCUUUAAUACCAACAAUAGGACCAAAUCAGCACUGGAAGUAACAUAGAGUGGGUUUCGUCACGUUUUCACCCAAACAUUGUUACAACACAGAAAUAAAAGAAUAAAGAAUCCAAUUGUUCAAUAUGUAUAUUUCUUAAAACAAGUUAAGGAACACCCAAUUUUUACAUUACUAUAGUUCAUCUGUCAUACCAUAUUAUUAUAAUUCAUUUGUCAUACCAUGACAGAUUAACUACAGUAGUAUGAAAGAAUCAGGUGGUCCUUGACUUUUUUUGAGUAGUAUAUAUGUGCUAUUGGCUGACAUGUUGAAGACAUGUGCCUUGCGUUACAUCCUUGUAAACAGAGGAAAUCCUGUUCCAAUCUGAUAACGUUGGUCAACAAGUCAGAUUUUGUGCUGUAUCAUGUUUCAUUCUGCAUAUAGUCUUCCCUACGUACUUAUGUAGGUAGAAGUGCUGAAUGUGCAGUACUUCGGUAAAUGUGAGUCAGCUGACAGGCAGUGGUUGUCAACAAGAGAGACAUUGUAUAUAUUGUUAUCAUCCCAUUUGUUUAGGAUGAGGGAGUUAAUAUAGGUCCCUAUGAAACACAGACGUAAUAAUGAUUUCACACUCUCAUUGUUAAGGUAAUACAUUAUGAUGUCACAAUGGUAAUUGACAUCAAAGCCUAUCAUUGUUGACUUCUCCACAACAUUUUCAAUAGAGAAGGCACAACAUAUUCACGACAAUUAAUUAUAAAGUGUUUGAUAAUAAAGAUAUGUUUGUUUGUGUAUCCUGAUUUUAUGAAAUAUGUGAUUUCUUGUAUGGGAAAUAAAAAAAUAAAUGACACACGUUUUGAAAAUUCAGAACAAGUACUCACACACGUAUAAUAAUAGUAUCUGGACCAGACAAUCUAGUGAUUGACAUCAAGAGCAUCAACCAAUUGGGAUACGAUGAUAUGCAUCUACCAAGUCAGCGAGCAAGUUGAUUUGUGAAAAAAUAUUGUCAAAAUGAUUACACCAAUCAUCAAUAGUUAUAUUUGGACUGUGAACAGAAAAUCUAGUCAUAUCUCGUGCAGUUCUCCAAAACUCUUUUGUAUUAUUUAUGCUGGCUGUUUGUUCAUCACGAAUAGAUUCGUUAUAUCUUCUUUUCUUCUCCCGCGUUAGGUAAAUAUAAUUAUUUCUUGCUCUUAUAUAAGGACCGAGGGACACGCUAUCUUGACGCUUUCUACAAACCAGUACAGCGAGCCUGACCACUGGAUACUGUUAGUCCGCUCGACAAGCAUAGUCGCCUCUUACGACAAGCAUGGGUUGCUGAAGACCUAUUCUACCCCAGAUCUGUAUGGGUAACGGUGAUGUAACUGAAAUACUGUUCCAAAGUGGCCUUUUACCAAGACUCACUGUUUGAAGUAAUGGCUGACCGAGGUGCUAGUACCGUAUGCCUGUUCUUGUAUUGGAUGCCAUCAUGGAGGAGACUAUGUGAGUUGUGGUUGUGGAUGUAAGCUCCAUGUAAUGUUUAUAUUAUGAUUUAUAAUUUGGCAUCAAAAGCCUGUAUGACCCAUGUGAAGAUAACGGCAUGUUCAGUAAAUGGAUUAAUUGUUUUCAGCAAUUCAUGGAUGAUGAUUUUUAUACACGUCUUAAUUGUAAAUGAAUUAUUGAAAUAAACUUUACAUGUCACA